Anopheles marshallii is the source of this 762-nucleotide messenger RNA. Its product is annotated as ERC protein 2-like. The record is from RefSeq and is a predicted model, not a curated record. The transcript has 5 exons. Lineage: Eukaryota; Metazoa; Arthropoda; Insecta; Diptera; Culicidae. Bases 1 to 762 code for a protein of 253 amino acids.
AUGCUAUCUCCUGCAAACCUGGAUGAAAUCAAGGAACGCAUUAGCAAAAAUGAAGAGAAAAUCAAUGUCCUGCAAGCUAUCAACAAUGUGCUGAAGGAACGUCACGAGAUCGAGUCCAACUACAAGAAUCUAGCGCAUAAGUUCAAGGAGAUGCAGGAAGAAGAAGCGUUCCGUCGAGCGAAGGUAUGUAGUUUUGAUGAGGCGCGCAAGAAGCAGCUGGCGGAGCUGCAGGCAAAGGGUGAGGCACUCUGCAGGGAGAAGGCAAAACUGCAGCAUCAGAUCGAGCACGUCACCUGGCAUCUGGAGGGAUGCCGCCGACGUCGCCCAUGUUUGGCCCGUCUACCGGAGAACUGCCCAUUGAAAGGAGACGCACCGAGCUGCUUGCCCCAUUCGCCGGAAAAGCUUAAAAUCAUGGCAAACAUGAAGAGUACGGCCGAUCAUCUCGUGCGAGGAAUUAUGGAUCUCCGAAAGAAGAUCCAUAUCGUGCAGGAUAAGCUCGAACAUGAAGUGGCGCGCAAGAAGGAGAUGGAAAAGAAGCUGGCGGAACUGCGGAAGGAGAUCUGUCGCCAUAACAAGUGCAUGCAGCAGCAGCAACAACAGCAACAGCACCAGCAGCAGCACCACCAUCAUCAACAGCAUGGCCAUCAUCAUCACCAUCAUCAUCAUCAUACGGUUCCGGCCGUUGGUGGUGGAGGCGGUAACGGUGGACACGGCACGACGUCACUGCCGCCGAUAGCGAAAAAUUGCAUCGCCACCAAAUAG